AUCAUACCAAUGUUGUUUUGGGGAAACUUGUUAUCUAACAUAUGCUAAUAAUUACUGCAUGUCAUAUAUAUUUUGCAUGUCGUUGAAAUGGGGAUUCCAACGGAAAGAGCUUUCAUUUUGAAGUUAGUGAAGACUGGAUUCCUCGUUAUUGUCUGGAUAUGCAUAGGACUAUGUCUGGAGAUCACGGGCCCGACGCUGAUCGAUCUCAAAGAGCGCCUUGGCGUCAACUACGAGAGCGUCGCAACAGCGGUGGAGGGUCGGAGCGCCGGCUUUUUCAUCGGCUCCGCCGCUGGCGGUCUUCUGGUGGACAAGCUGGGUCGUUACUCCAAUCUCAUACUAGCGAUCAGCCUGGACGGUAUGGCGGCCUUCACAGCCUCGCUCCCGUGGAUGACCAGCACCGAGCUUUUGUUCUUCAUAAGCCUGUUCUGCGGCACGUGCGAGGGCGUGAUUAACAUAGCCGGACAGAAGCUGAUCAUCAAUAUGUGGCAGGAAAACUCGGCGUCGCCUUUGCAUCUUCUCCACGGCGGCUUUGGAAUAGGCUCCUUUAUCAUUCCGCUAAUUUCCAAUCCAUUCCUCGCAGUCAAAGCUGACGAAGAUCAAAACACCACCACUGUGACGUCAACUAGCGCACCGAUGACCACGGCAAAGAGUUAUUUAAAAGAAUCCAGAAUUGAAUAUGCGUACGCCAUUGCCGCGGUAAUUGUGGUAGUGGUUUCCGUAGUUUUCUACAUAUACCAUUGUAACGGCGUCAGAAAGAACGCACAGGGUGUAGCAAAUGCAAGUAAGACAGAAAAUGAAGAUGGGAAACUCGACGAUGGAAAACCGAAGGCACUCUCGUUCCGCCAGAUGUUCAACCCUGCUACCUGCGCAAACGGCCGCGUCUUUUACGGCGUGCAGAUCUUCUUUCUGGUCUUCCUCUUCUUCUUCCAAGCGGUGGGCGGCGAGCGAAUCGCAGGGAAGUUUAUUCGCUCCUACGCCAUCGAGUACCUCGACUUUUCCCAAGACGACGCUAUCUAUCUUAACACGGUCUUCUGGAUAGCUUUUACGUGUGGCCGCAUAGGCGCAUUCGUCGCGGCGCACUGGGUGCCCAUUCGGAUCCUUAUCAUGAUCGAGACUGGUGGAUGCCUGGCCUCUGGCAUCGCACUCGUCUUCCUCGGUACUAGGAGUCACCUUGCGCUGUGGGUGAUCAUGCCGAUCUUUGGCGUGUUCAUCGCGCCCCUCUUCCCGUCCGGUAUAAGCUGGGCAAACUUCCACAUCGACGUCACCGGUAUCGCAAUCACCAUAUUCCUUCUCGGUGGCUCCGUCGGCGGAAUUGCCUACAUGAAGGUCAUGGGAUUCCUCUUCGAUAACUACGGGCCGAAGACGUUCCUUUAUACGCUACUGGCUUACGGGAUCGCCGUAUUCCUUCUUUCAACCAUCAUGAACUUAGUCGGCGCUCAACAUGGAAGUCGCUUCGAGGCAAAUAAGAAGAGAAAAGAAAUUGAUAUUUCGGAGCUCGGGAACCAGGUUGUUUACGCUGAGAAAUUCUAGAGAUCAAUUACACAAUACUUGAUCAUAUAUCAACUCAAACUAAUUAGCUUAGUUUUCACAAAAAUAGUUGUUGUUUACUAUCCCAGCUAGCACAAAAACGUUCUUAGAACGUUAUCCUAACGUUAGCCCAAACGUUCCAGAAACGUUUCACUGCAACGUUCUCCUAACGUUAAAAUGUAUGGUUCGCUUAACGUUCCAGAAACGUUGCGGAAUAACGUUAUCAUUUAACCUAAAACGAGCCUAAAUCUAAUUGUCGUAUUGAGGUUAAAAACCAACACAUUUUUAUUAUACACAAGUUUAUUGCAUGAGUGUAAUUAAUACAAAUAUAUAUCAUC
Dreissena polymorpha is the source of this 1865-nucleotide messenger RNA. RefSeq names its product sodium-dependent glucose transporter 1A-like. Lineage: Eukaryota; Metazoa; Mollusca; Bivalvia; Myida; Dreissenidae. Gene Ontology annotation, biological process: transmembrane transport. The coding region runs from base 88 to 1530 and encodes 480 amino acids. The record is from RefSeq and is a predicted model, not a curated record. The transcript is spliced from 3 exons.